GGAAGCGACCGAGACCGACCCGGCGGCGGCUGCAGCGCAGGAGCCAUGAAGACCCCUGCGGACGCAGGGUUUGCCUUCCCCGACUGGGCCUACAAGCCCGAGUCGAGCCCCGGCUCGCGGCAGAUCCAGCUGUGGCAUUUCAUCCUGGAGCUGCUGCGCAAGGAGGAAUACCACGACGUGAUCGCCUGGCAGGGCGACUACGGCGAGUUCGUCAUCAAGGACCCCGACGAGGUGGCGCGGCUGUGGGGCGUCCGCAAGUGCAAGCCCCAGAUGAACUAUGACAAGCUGAGCCGGGCGCUGAGGUAUUACUACAACAAGCGGAUCCUGCACAAAACCAAAGGGAAACGAUUCACCUACAAGUUCAACUUCAACAAGUUGGUGCUGGUGAACUACCCCUUCAUCGACAUGGGCCUGGCAGGCGGCCCUGUGCCCCAGAGUGCCCCGCCGGUGCCCUCGGGCAGCUCCCACUUCCGCUUCCCGCCCUCCACGCCGGAUGUGCUCUCGCCCGGGGCGGAGGAGCUGCGCUCGCCGGGCGUCUUCUCGGCCGUGGCCCGGCGCCUCGCCCGCGGCUCGGUCAGCGACUGCAGCGACGCCACCUCGGCCACCUCGGAGCUGGAGGAGCCGCUGGGCGAGGAGGGGCGCCGGGGCGGGGGGCCGGGCGAAGGGGGUGGCUUCCGUGGGCCCCCCCUGCCUGCCCACCCCCGGCUGGCCCACGACAGCCUCUUCCGUGCCUACCCCCGGCCCCGCGGGCCCGAGCCCCUCAGCCCCUUCCCGGUGUCCCCCAUGGCCGGCCCUGGAGCCCUGCUGCCCCCCCAGCUCUCGCCCGCCCUGCCCCUCACCCCCACCCACAUGAACUACACCCCCUCGCCCACCCUGAGCCCCAUGUACCCCAGCGGCUCCCACUUCUCCUUCAACCCCGAGGACAUGAAGCGCUACCUGCAGGCGCACACCCAGAGCGUCUACAAUUACCACCUCAGCCCCCGGGCUUUCCUCCACUACCCCCACAUCCUCGUGCCCCAGCCCCAGCGCCCCGAGAAGCCGCCCCCGCCCGAGGAGCCCCCCGCCCCCUUCAAAUUCAAGCUGCAACCUCCCCCGCUGGGCCGGCGGAACCGGGACAAGGCACCGGCGCCCCCCGGCGAAGGGGCCGCCCCGGAGCCCCGGCUGCCCUGCAUCAAGGUGGAGCCCAUCUCAGAGGGGGAGUCAGAGGAGGAGGAGGUGACGGUGGAGGUGACGGAUGUCAGCGAGGAAGACGAGGAGGUGUUCAAGGCUCCCCCCGCCCCGGCCCCCCGGCAGUGCGAGGAGAGCGGCCAGUGCAUCCCCCUUAAGCUGCGUUUUAAGCGGCGCUGGAGUGAGGACCAGCGGCUGGAGGCGGGUGGGGGGGGCGGCCCCGAAGAGGCGGAUGACAAGAAGGUGAAGGGGGAGCGGGAGGGUGGGGGCGCCCCAGCCGGAGGUGGGCGGCGUGUCAGCACCGACCUGCCCCACGCCACGGCCCAGCUCUCGCUGGAGAACAAGGACUCGUAGAGCCGGUGCCGGCGCCGCCGGGGGGGCUGGGGGGCCGUCUUCUGCCUUAACUCAGAGAUUUUAACCCUCCUCUGGGCUGCCACCUCUCCGGGAUCCUGUACGUUGAAAUAGGGUAGGGGGCGCUCAGCUGUUUUUACUUCAAUAUACAUAUAUAUAUAUAUUUUUGGGGGGAUGAUUUUAAAUCUGGGGGCAGCUUUCCUUUCAGGGUCUCUGGUUUUUAAAGAGGGGGUGACCCUGGCAAUUUAUAUUAUGUAGAAUUUUUUUAACCUUUUCCCACCCCUGAAUCCCCUCGUUUAUAUCCAGUCGCUGCCUUGUUGGGGGGAGGGGGGUGUUUUCAUCUUCAGGGGGGGUGUUGAGGGAUCUCAAUGUCCCUCACCCCUCGUGUGGGGGGAAACGGGCUUUAAAGCACAAUAAACUCUCUUUAAUCCCUGUCUGGCUGGAUCAGAAAUGGAAGCCAUUCCUGCAGCACCCCCAUAUUAUUGGGGGCUGGGGGGACAUAAGAACGGCCUGACGGGGUCAGACCAAAGGUCCAUCUAGCCCAGUGUCCUGGGAGAGAGUGGAUGCCAUUUUGUGCCCCCUGUCGCCUACGGACCUAGCUUCUCCCCUUCCCUCCAGCUUAGAUUGGUCUGUAUGAGGCUGUAUGGGCCCUUCUUUUAUGGGGGGGGGGCAGUCUGGCAUUUGGGGGCCUGCAGAUUGCUUGAGGUGCUCGAGAUGGCUUUAGAUAACCAAAAAUGAGUGGGGUGUGUGCAGCCGCAGCCCUCAGCCACCCCAGGGGAGCUGGGGGGUAUCUCAAGUGCCUGUUGAAGUACUGUCUGUGUGGGGUGGGGGUGGGAGGAGUAGCCACCCCAUGUCCCCCCCCAAUGGGGUAGGACCUGAACUGACAUUUCCCCCACUUCCCAAUACCUGCAAGGACCCCAGGAGCUAUUCCCCUGCUUCCCUGUAGUGACAACGGGGA
This is a messenger RNA of Gopherus flavomarginatus (Mexican gopher tortoise), 2476 nucleotides long. RefSeq names its product ETS2 repressor factor (gene ERF). NCBI's taxonomy places the organism in Eukaryota, Metazoa, Chordata, Testudines, Testudinidae. Gene Ontology annotation, biological process: cell differentiation; regulation of transcription by RNA polymerase II. Gene Ontology annotation, cellular component: nucleus. The coding region runs from base 46 to 1521 and encodes 491 amino acids. The record is from RefSeq and is a predicted model, not a curated record. Gene Ontology annotation, molecular function: DNA-binding transcription factor activity, RNA polymerase II-specific; sequence-specific DNA binding. The transcript is spliced from 4 exons.